AUGGUGCUCUCCUUUAUUCUUGUCCAGAAUCGUCAGGGCAAAACGAGGCUCGCCAAGUGGUAUGCCCCCUACACGGACGAAGAGAAGGUGAAACUGAAGGGCGAGGUCCAUCGACUUAUUGCUCCCCGCGACCAGAAAUACCAAUCCAACUUCGUCGAGUUCCGAUCCGCACCCUCUUCGUCCGCUUCCACGUCGCACGCCCAACCCCUUGUCCGCCAGAACCUGUCCUCCACAAAGAUUGUGUACCGCCGGUACGCAGGCUUGUUUUUCUGCGUCUGCGUCGACGCCAAUGACAACGAGUUAGCCUACCUCGAAGCCAUCCACUUCUUUGUCGAGGUGCUUGACCAGUUUUUCGGCAACGUCUGCGAAUUGGAUCUCGUCUUCAACUUUUACAAGGUCUACGCCAUUCUUGAUGAGGUGUUCCUGGCCGGCGAGAUCGAGGAGACGAGCAAACAAGUCGUCUUGACGAGACUGGAGCACCUGGACAAACUGGAGUGA
Fonsecaea erecta is the source of this 498-nucleotide messenger RNA. RefSeq lists its product as hypothetical. The record is from RefSeq and is a predicted model, not a curated record. The coding region runs from base 1 to 498 and encodes 165 amino acids. The transcript has 2 exons. NCBI's taxonomy places the organism in Eukaryota, Fungi, Ascomycota, Eurotiomycetes, Chaetothyriales, Herpotrichiellaceae. Gene Ontology annotation, cellular component: intracellular membrane-bounded organelle; AP-2 adaptor complex. Gene Ontology annotation, biological process: protein transport; clathrin-dependent endocytosis. Gene Ontology annotation, molecular function: clathrin-cargo adaptor activity.